AUGGUUCAAGAACUAAACUUGCAGGUCAAAGGGGAACAGCUAGGAGUUGGUGCUCAUUUGAGCUUGCCGAAAGCAAUCAGAAUCUUUAGAGACAAAAGCAAAAUCAAAAAGAAAGUAACUAGUAGUGGUGAGGACAAAAUAGAAAAGAUGAGAAGAGCAUCCGACUCGGUUAUGAUAGUGGCUACUCUUGUAGCAACAGUAACAUUCGCUGCUGGAUUCACCAUACCUGGUGGAUACUAUCAAAGCAUUGAUAAAUACCCAGGAAUGGCAGUUCUAUCCAAAAAAUCAGCUUUCCAAGCAUUUAUGAUAUCAGAUACUUUAGCCCUGCUAUCGUCUGUCAUUGCUAUAUUUGUCAACUUUUGGGGAAUACUAGAUGGAAGAGAACACACACUUAAGAGGUCAAUCUUGAUGGCCAUUUUUUACACUGCGAGUGCCAUUGCAUGGAUGAUGGUCGCAUUUAGUACAGGGACUUAUGUGAUAUUGUCUCCAUCACGAACCCUUGCGAUCGCGGCAUGUUUUCUUGGUAUCUUGGCGGCAUUUUGUAAAACUCAAUCAUUUUUCAUCUUCCAAAUGCUUAAAGUGGGUUUUGAUCGCUCUUUGGGAUUGUCUGAAAACCUUAAAAAACUAAUAAAUUCUACCUUUCUGAACGAUGAAGACUGA
Messenger RNA from Ilex paraguariensis (yerba mate), 660 nucleotides. The record is from the annotation of a GenBank genome assembly. Lineage: Eukaryota; Viridiplantae; Streptophyta; Magnoliopsida; Aquifoliales; Aquifoliaceae.